GGGUACAAUGGCAGUGUUCAAGAAGUUAAAACUUCUUCUCUGGAAGAAUUUCAUCUUAAAGAAGCGGAAGACUCUGAUAACACUUCUGGAAAUCUUGAUGCCGUUACUAUUUUCUGCAAUUGUAUUGUAUCUUCGUUUCAAUAGUAUGCCAAAGCACGUAUCAACUACUAACUACCAACCAGUUGAUAUCAGUUUACUGCCAGUAUAUUUCAAUAAGUAUCCUCUGAAAAAUAAAUUUCAGUUGGUUUAUAUCCCUUCCAAAAGCGAGACCUUGAAAGCUGUCACUGAAAUGGUGGAACAAACCUUUGCUGUUGACUUUGAAGUUCUAGGCUUUCCUUCGGUGCCUUUAUUUGAAAAAUACAUAAUUAAGGAUCCCAGGUCUUUCUACAUACUGGUGGGAAUCGUUUUUGACCAUACCUUCAAUAGCAGCAGUGAACCUUUGCCACUCGUGGUUAAGUAUGACUUGCGUUUCAGUUAUGUUCAGAGGAACUUUGUGCCACCACUGAACUAUUUAUAUUUUCAAGAGGAGCUAGAAGGCUGGUGCACAGCCUUUCUUUAUCCUCCUAAUCCAAGCCAAGAACCCCGGGAAUUUGCAUAUGCUGAUGGGGGAAACCCUGGAUACAACAAAGAAGGCUUUCUGGCAAUACAGCAUGCAGUAGACAAAGCCAUUAUGUGGCACCAUGAUCCCAACGCAACACUCAACAUGUUCAAGAAUCUCCAUGUACUGCUGCAGAGAUUCCCAUUUGGGCCCCAUAUCAAGGACACAUUCUUAGUGAUCCUUCAGAAUGAGUUCCCUCUGCUGCUCAUGCUCAGCUUCAUUUGUGUUGAGCUCAUAAUCAUCAAUUCCAUUUUACUGGAGAAGGAGAAGAAACUGAAGGAAUAUAUGUGUAUGAUGGGACUGGAGAGCUGGCUGCACUGGGUUGCUUGGUUCAUUACAUUCUUCAUUUCUGUCUUAAUUGUCGCUUCUGUUAUGACCAUUCUCUUUUGUGCAAAGGUAAACAGUGUGGCUGUGUUCACGAACAGUAACCCUAGCUUGAUAUUUAUUUUUCUAAUGUGUUUUGCCACUGCCACAAUUUUCUUUGCCUUCAUGAUGAGCACAUUUUUUCAAAGAGCACAUGUAGGAACUGUGAUAGGUGGCAUCGCCUUCUUCUUCACAUACCUUCCCUACAUAUACAUCACUUUCAAUUACCACCAGAGGACCUAUGUCCAAAAGAUAGCCUCUUGCCUCUUCUCAAAUGUUGCCAUGGCAAUAGGAGUCCGAUUCAUCUCUCUGUUUGAAGCAGAAGGAACAGGAAUCCAAUGGAGGAACAUAGGCAGUGUCCAAGGAGACUUUAGCUUCAUUCAGGUGUUGCUGAUGCUCCUGCUGGACUCACUCUUGUACUGUCUGAUAGCCUUUUUGGCGGAGUCUUUCUUCUCAGGAAAGUUUGGAAUACCUACGUCUUGGUACUUCUUUGCCAAGUGCCUGUUCUGCAUCAAGAAGCCUGUUCCAGUAAUACUGCCACUUCUGGACAUUGGGGAUCCUGAGAAACCUGCAAGGAGAGACUUCAUGCAGGACGAGCCAACUGAUCAAAUGAAAGCAAUUGAAAUCCAGCAUCUAUAUAAGGUCUUUUACAGGGGACGGAGUAAAUGCAUAGCAGUCAAGGAUCUGAGUGUGAACCUGUACAAGGGUCAGAUCACUGUUCUCCUGGGACACAACGGAGCAGGGAAAACCACCGUCUGCUCCAUUCUUACAGGUCUUAUUUCUCCUUCAAAGGGACAGGCAUAUGUCCUUGGGUGUGAAGUUUCAAAAGACUUGGCUCAAGUUAGGAAGAGCCUGGGCUGGUGCCCACAACAUGACAUUUUAUUUGAUAACUUUACAGUAACGGACCAUCUUUCUUUCUAUGGUCAGUUGAAAGGCCUGUCUCGCCAGAACUGUCAUGAAGAAAUAGAAGAGAUGCUUCCCCUCCUCGGUCUGAAGGACAAGUGGAACUCACGGUGCAAGUUCCUGAGCUGGGGGAUGAAGCGCAAGCUCUCACUUGGCAUCGCCCUCAUAGCUGGUUCUAAGGUACUGAUUCUGGACGAGCCUACCUCGGGCAUGGACUCCACCUCCAGGAGGGCCAUCUGGGACAUUCUUCAGCAGCAGAAGAGUGACCGCAUGAUCCUACUGACCACCCAUUUCAUGGAUGAAGCUGACCUGCUGGGGGACCGAGUGGCCAUCAUGGCCAAGGGGGAGCUACAGUGUUGUGGGUCGCCACCAUUCCUCAAGCAAAAAUAUGGUGCAGGAUAUUAUAUGACUUUAAUAAAAACACCUCUCUGUGACACAACGAAGCUUUCCAGUGUGAUUUAUUAUCACAUACCAGAUGUAAUCUUGGAGUCCAGUAUUGGAGAAGAAGUGAUAUUCAUACUUCCUAAGGAGACCAUGCCCAGAUUUGAAGCUCUAUUUACUGACUUGGAACAGAAACAGACAGAGCUGGGAAUCUCCGCUUUGGGAGUCUCUGUCACCACUAUGGAGGAAGUGUUCAUACGAGUUUGUAAGUUGGCUGAUUCUAGCACAAAUAUCUUAACUGAGAAGCGACCCUCUAUUCAGCCUCAUCCCCGAGUUCACAGAGUUCCUGUUGACAGAAUUAAAUAUCUUCACUCAAGGAUCUUUUCAAUGCAGACUGGCCUGCCAAUCAAACUAAAUACUGGACUCUGUCUUCUCUGCCAACAAUUCUAUGCCAUGCUCCUGAAAAAGGUCACAUACUCUCAACGCAACUGGAGGUUGAUGCUGUUUGUGCAGAUUCUGCUGCCUCUGCUGAUCAUUGUAUUAAGCCUCACUUUUUUUGACUUCAAAUUAAAGAAAAUGGAAAACGUACCCUUGGAGCUGACUUUAAAAACAUAUGGUCAGACAAUUGUUCCAUUUUUUGUUUCUGACAAUUCUCUCUUGGGUCCUCAACUUUCGGAUAAAUUUAUAAAGAUGCUUGUGGCUGCAGGACAGAUUCCUUUGUAUAUUCAAGGUCCUGUAGAGGACUUCCUACUGAAAAAGGCAAAAGAGGGCCCUGAGGACUUUGAUAAGCUCUAUGUGGUGGCAGCUUCUUUUGAAGAUGUGAAUAACCACACCAUAGUGAAGGCACUGUUCAACAACCAGGCAUACCAUUCCCCUGGCCUGGCUCUGACUCUGGUGGACAAUUUUCUCUUCAAGUUGCUUUCUGGUGCCAAUGCUUCCAUUACCACAACCAACUACCCUCAACCUCUGACGGCCGAAGAGCUCUCAGAGAGUGUCUUGUACCAGGGCCCUAAAGGACAUUACCUUGUUAUCAACUUUCUUUUUGGAAUAGCUUUCCUGUCAAGCUCUUUCUCCAUCUUGACAGUCACAGAGAAGAACAUCAAGUCUAAGCACAUCCAGUUUGUAAGCGGCGUCAGUGUGGUUGCGUUCUGGCUCUCCGCUCUGCUGUGGGAUCUCAUUUCUUUCCUUGUCCCCACUCUCCUGCUAGUGUUGGUGUUUUUCUGGUAUAAGGAAGAAGCUUUUGCCCAUGCUGAGAGCACCCCGGCGGUGGUCUUGAUAAUGAUGCUCUACGGCUGGGCUGUCAUCCCUUUCAUCUACACAGUCAGCUUCUCUUUUAAAACUCCUGGGAAUGCGUGCGCUAAGCUUGUGGUAAUGCUCACCUUCUUGAGCAUCGGCCCCCUUGUGCUUGUCACGGUCACAAGUGAUAAAGACCUUGGCUAUGCAGAACUCUCAGACUCCUUGGAUUAUAUUUUCCUAAUAUUUCCUGGACAUUGCCUGGGAAUGGCUUUUUCCAACUUGUACUAUAACUUUGAACUAAAAAAGCUUUGCAAUGCUAAGAACUUGAGUGACAUUGACUGCAAUGAUGUUUCAGAAGGAUAUGUGGUCCAAAAGAACAUCUAUGCCUGGGAAUCUCUGGGGAUAGGGAAGUACCUGACAGCUUUGGCUUUCUUGGGACUUUUGUACAUCAUCCUGAUUUUCCUCAUUGAAGCCAAUACAUUCUCCGUACUGAAAUCCAGGCUUUCUGGCUUUUCUAGGAAAAAAAAAUUGGGAACAUUCCUCAAUGUAACAGAGCCGGAAGACAAAGAUGUACUAGAUGAGACAGAAACCAUCAAGUUUUAUUUGGAAACAUUACUAAAGAAAAAUCCACUUAUUGUUAAAGACGUGUCAAAGGUCUAUAAAGAGAAGGUACCUGUGCUGGCUGUAAACAAGGUGUCCUUCACCGUUAAUGAAAAAGAAUGCUUUGGCCUUCUGGGCCUCAAUGGAGCUGGGAAGACUUCCAUUUUCAACAUGCUGACUGGGGAGCAGCCCAUCACUUCAGGAAAUGCCUUUGUCAAGGGUUUCAGUGUCAAGUCUGACCUAGUGAAGGUGCGGCAGUGGAUUGGUUACUGUCCUGAAUUUGAUGCCCUGCUAAACUUCAUGACAGGAAGGGAGAUACUUGCCAUGUAUGCCCGUAUCCGGGGCAUCCCUGAGUGCCACAUUAAAACCUGUGUAGACCAGAUUCUUGAGGACUUACUCAUGCGUGUAUAUGCAGACAAGCUGGUAAAGACCUAUAGUGGCGGUAACAAACGCAUGCUGAGCACCGGCAUAGCCCUCAUUGGAGAGCCUGCAGUCAUCUUCCUAGAUGAACCAUCCACUGGCAUGGACCCUGUGGCCCGGCGCCUGCUGUGGGACACUGUGGCCCGGGCCCGGGAGUCCGGCAAGGCCAUUGUCAUCACCUCCCACAGUAUGGAGGAGUGUGAAGCCUUAUGUACCCGGCUGGCCAUCAUGGUUCAGGGCCAGUUCAAGUGCCUGGGCAGCCCACAACACCUCAAGAGCAAGUUUGGCAGCGGCUACUCCCUGCAGGCCAAGGUCCGGAGGGAAGGGAAGCAAGAAGUGCUAAAGGAGUUCAAGGCGUUUGUGGACCUGACCUUCCCAGGCAGCAAUCUGGAAGAUGAGCACCGGGGCAUGGUCCAGUACUACCUGCCUGGCCACAACCUCAGCUGGGCAAAGGUAUUUGGCAUUAUGGAACAAGCCAAGAAGGAUUAUAUGUUGGAAGACUACUCCAUCAACCAGGUCUCUCUGGAGGACAUCUUCCUGAGCUUCACCAGCACUGUGUCCUCCACUAACAGAAAAUUCCACCAAGGGCAAGCUCUCCUAGACAGUUCCUUAUCACCCUCUCACUCUGAGCCUUCCUCAGGUCCUUCCUCUCAGCCUGCCACACCACCUCCAUCUCCACCUCCCUCAGAGCCUAUCCUACUGUAAUAAAGAUCCUGGUGCAGGGUA
Molecule: messenger RNA, 5227 nt
Organism: Peromyscus eremicus (cactus mouse)
Lineage: Eukaryota; Metazoa; Chordata; Mammalia; Rodentia; Cricetidae
Product: ATP-binding cassette sub-family A member 17-like
Exons: 30
Coding region: 8-5206 (1732 amino acids)
Biological process (GO): lipid transport; transmembrane transport
Cellular component (GO): intracellular membrane-bounded organelle; membrane
Molecular function (GO): ABC-type transporter activity; ATP hydrolysis activity; ATP binding
Source: RefSeq, a predicted model, not a curated record